UCCCUCUCCGGCGCCGAGAGCCGUCCGGGCGCCCGCCGGGGCCCCCCGAAAUCCCGCGGCCGGGGGGGGCACGUGGAGCGCGGCCGCAUGCGGAUGCAGCGGGGCAAGCGGCACGACCAGGGUCCCUCCAAGCGCAACCGCAAGCGCCCGGCGAUGGAUUACGAGGACCCCGAGAAGGAAUUCAAGAAGCAGCGACGAGCGGCUCGUUUCCAACCCGGGCACCCCAAAAAGCUGCGCCCGGAGCCCCUCGUCCUCCCGCUGGGGGGCUCCGACCCCCCCGGCGCCUCCGAGGGCCUCGACUGGAACGAGCUGAAGAUCCUGGGGACGUGCCAGGACGUCACCAAGCACUACCUGCGCCUCACCUGCGCCCCCGACCCCUCCACCGUCCGCCCGGUCUCGGUGCUGAGGAAGUCGCUGAGCCUGGUGAAGUCCCACUGGAAGGAGAAGCAGGAUUACGCCUUCGCCUGCGAGCAGAUGAAAUCCAUCCGGCAGGACCUCACGGUCCAGGGCAUCCGCACCGAGUUCACAGUGGAGGUGUACGAGACGCACGCCCGCAUCGCCCUGGAGAAGGGCGACCACGAGGAGUUCAACCAGUGCCAGACGCAGCUCAAGUCUCUCUACGCCGAGAACCUGCCGGGCAACGUGGGGGAGUUCACGGCCUAUCGCAUCCUCUACUACAUGUUCACCAGGAACUCGGGGGACCUGACGACGGAGCUGGCGUACCUGACGCCGGCGCUGCGGGGGGACGCCUGCGUGUCGCACGCGCUGGCCCUUCGCGCCGCCUGGGCCCUGGCCAACUACCACCGCUUCUUCCGCCUGUACCGCGCCGCGCCCCCCAUGGCCGCCCGCCUCAUCGACAAGUUCGCCGAGCGCGAGCGCCGCGCGGCCCUCAAGGCCAUGAUCAAAACCUUCCGCCCGGCGCUGCCCACCGCCCUGGUCGGGGCCGCGCUGGCCCUCGACUCCCCCGAGAGCUGCCGGCUCUUCCUGGCCGCGCUGCCCCUCUCCUUCACCGGCCCCGACGCCGCCGCCAUCGACUGCAAGCAGAGCUUGGCGGUCCUGGCUCACUUCUGACCCCCUGCCCCCCCCCGGGACGGGGGGGCGACACCGCCCGGAGCGACGACGACGACGGUGGGGGGGGGGUGGGCGGGAAGGGGGAGGGGGUCCCGGCACCCCCACGCACCGCCAUCACCCCCCCCCCCUUGCUUUUAUGGGGGGCGGGGGGGAGCGUCUCACCCCAUAACCUUCUCUUUCGGUCCCUGCAGGAGGGAGCCGCCAGCGACGGAGCUGGGGGGGAGGGGAACGGGGGGGGAGUGGAGGGGGGGGGUCCCGGUGAUGGGGGGGGGGGUCCAGCCGCCCACACCCCCCCCCCCCAACUAACCCUGUCUCAGUUUCUCUCUCUUCUUCCUGCUGCCGAGGUGGCCCCAGGUGCCGUCCCCCCGCCCCCGACGCCGCGGCGGAGCCCCCCCAGACCCACCGGAGGCCCCACCGGAGCCCCCUCGCCCCCCCAGCACCGCCAGCCGGGGGAGGGGCCCCCCCCGACCCGCCGAGCCCCCGCCGGGCUCAGAGACUCGCCAAGCCGGGACUGUCCGAGCCGCCGCCGCCGCCUUUUCUCUCUCUUUGUUUUUUGAUGCUCAAAAAUUUCUUUUUUUGGUUCGUA
Messenger RNA from Phalacrocorax carbo (great cormorant), 1657 nucleotides. The record is from RefSeq and is a predicted model, not a curated record. NCBI's taxonomy places the organism in Eukaryota, Metazoa, Chordata, Aves, Suliformes, Phalacrocoracidae.